Molecule: messenger RNA, 2829 nt
Organism: Nematostella vectensis (starlet sea anemone)
Lineage: Eukaryota; Metazoa; Cnidaria; Anthozoa; Actiniaria; Edwardsiidae
Product: caseinolytic peptidase B protein homolog
Exons: 17
Coding region: 147-1895 (582 amino acids)
Biological process (GO): cellular response to heat
Cellular component (GO): mitochondrion; cytoplasm
Molecular function (GO): ATP hydrolysis activity; protein binding; ATP binding
Source: RefSeq, a predicted model, not a curated record
UUCCGUGUGGCUGCCUCGAGAGUUCCUCGUUUCCUUGCGAUCCGCUCGUGUGAAUACUUCAGACCAUCAGUGAUUGUUCUAAAAGAGACCCAAAUUCAGCUCAGACGUUGGGCAUUGCUUGGUUGUAGGGGUGCGAGGCGUGCAAGAUGGGGCGUCUUUGUCGGUACUGGGUCGGUUGGUCUUGCUUUAAGCGCAAGUAUCGCAUUCUGCUUAUCACCAGGGGAAUUGUGGCGCAGAAAGGGGUUAAGUCACUCGAGAGAAAAUUUCCCCCACCAGAGAAAGAGAAGGAGAGACAAGGUGUUAUAGAGCGAUUAUGUAAACUGGCUAGAGAAGAUGAUGUUGAAGGGCUCAAGAGGCUGAUCAAACAAGGGCAUGAUGUGAACCAAAAGCACCCUCUUGGAUGGACAACAUUACAUACUGCAGCUGUUAAUGGCAAUCAGUGGACAGUCGCUGCUCUAAUAGAGCUUGGUGCUGACUUAAACGUAAGGGAUGACUUCAGCACAGUUUACAAGACUGCACAGAAAAGACACAUGAGAUCUUUAGAAGUAUUAAUACAGAGGGAGACAUAUUUCAGUGAUCAAUUGAACAAAGGAGCUGACUUUUCUGGAUUUACUCCUCUGCAUUAUGCAGCUCUGAGUGAUAGCUAUGAGUGUGUGCAUUUACUACUUCAAGCAGGUGCUGAUCCGACAUUAAAAGAUGAUUCUGGGCAUCUGCCAAUCAGCUACUGUGGCAAGGAGAAUAUUAAACAGACAUUACAGGAAUACACUGAAAAGUAUGAGAAACUGAAAAAGCAAAAGGAAGCUGAAGAAAGGAGAAGAUAUCCGUUGGAGCAAAGGCUCAAGGAACACAUUGUGGGACAGGAGGGGCCCAUUCUAGUUGUUUCAGGUGCCAUCAGAAGAAAGGAGAAUGGUUGGCAUGACGAAGACCACCCCCUUGUGUUUCUUUUCCUGGGUUCCUCUGGAAUCGGAAAAACAGAGCUUGCUAAACAAGUUGCCCACUACAUUCACAAAGAUAAUAAAAAGGGUUUUAUCCGACUGGAUAUGUCAGAGUACCAAGAGAAGCAUGAGGUAGCCAAGAUGAUUGGCGCUCCCCCUGGAUAUAUUGGCUAUGACCAAGGAGGACAACUUACAAAAAAACUGAAGGAGUGUCCCAAUGCUGUUGUUCUUUUUGAUGAGGUGGACAAGGCCCACCCAGAUGUUCUAACAGUCAUGCUACAGCUCUUUGAUGAGGGUCGACUUACAGACGGGAAAGGGAAGACCAUUGAAUGCAAAGAUGCAAUAUUUGUGAUGACUUCUAAUCUAGCAAGCAAUGAGAUUGCCAAUCAUGCUCUGGAGUUACGAAAGGAGGCAGACAUGGCUGCAGCCCAGAGACAAGAUGACCGAGCAAUGAGUGAACAAAUAACAAUAUCCAGACGAUUUAAAGAGCAAGUGGUUCAGCCGAUUUUAAAAUAUAAUUUCAAGCGUGAUGAGUUCUUAGGGAGGAUCAAUGAAAUUGUAUAUUUCCUUCCAUUUUCAAGAUCUGAACUUAUAAAACUUGUCUCUCGGGAAUUGGAAUCGUGGUCAAAGACAGCCCUGUCUAGGCAUGACAUCAGGAUUACAUGGGAGCGAGAUGUCCUUGAUGUGUUAGCGGAUGGCUACGAUGUUCACUACGGGGCACGAUCUAUAAAGCACGAGGUGGAAAGAAGAGUCGUCAAUCAACUCGCCGCUGCUCAUGAGAGGGAGUUAAUAGGCUCAGGAAGUUCCCUUCAUUUGAUUGUCGACUACCCCGAUAAUACACCAGAAGAUGGCAAAGACAUUUCACCAGUUAUUAGAGUUCAACUAUUACAGGAUGGCAGCCGAAGAAAUAUAGAUGUACAGAACUACUUCUCGCCCGACAACGAUAGAUUGUUAUUCUAAAUGAUGCCAAUCUGAAAUUGCCUGGACUACUGUUAACAUUGAAAUGAUAUAACCACAUUUGCUAACUGCUAGGAGGUCUCAUUCUGUAUUUCUUGGAGCGUAAUAAGGUAAUAGCGUUGAUGUCUAGUGUCAGAAGAUGGGAUUGGCCAUGCGCUCAACAGCCAAACUCCAUCCCCUGCUCAGAAGCAGGCCCGUAGCCAGAAUUUUGAGAGAGGUUUUUUCAUUUGAGCGGACCAAAUUUCCGGUAUACCCCUCUCCUCGCCUUAUUACUUCAAAUAAAUUCAAUAUUUUUAUAGCCAUUAUUAUAGUCAUUUUAAAGAUAUAUUGGAUGUGCACGGUAUAUCCAACCAAACGUUAUAUACUUUUUUUGUUAACUCUGACCGGACCCCCCCCCCCCCCCCCCCACUUGCUACGGGCCUGAGAAGGUUACCCCUUGUGGCAGAAAACACAUCUUUCUUCUAAAAAGGUUACUGCACAAUGAUAAUUUUCUCACAACUAAAAUGUCAAUUGUAUGUUGAUGAUCUAAUGAAAUCUAUGCUGCUAAAGCUGUCACUGGGAGAAGCAAAACACAUAACAGCCGAACCUUUCCUACUUCUCAGGAGGUAACUACUGUUUACCAAAUUACACAAAUGUGUGAGUUCUUUGUCGCGACUUGAUUUGGGAUUACUCCUUGUACUCUGUAUCGUUUCUAAUGAGAUCCAUGGAUUACUCCUUGUUGUCAAUAGAUCCAUUCUAGCAAAAUUACCACGAAAGCAAGCCCUAGCAUGCUAGGCAGGCCCACACCGGAUCCGGCAGAGCAAACACCAAGCGUCUUUCGCUCACUUGGGGACGUCUUAUCCCAGCGUUUUAUGAAGCUAGUACACCGAUCCAUAGAUAGACGGUUCAUGCGAGACUUGUACCCUAAAAUGAAAAAAAUUAAACAAACGUAAACUGU